Messenger RNA from Arctia plantaginis, 1803 nucleotides. Lineage: Eukaryota; Metazoa; Arthropoda; Insecta; Lepidoptera; Erebidae. The record is from the annotation of a GenBank genome assembly.
AUGGAACAUCAAUCUGAAAUGGGGGCUUAUGGAGAAAAUCCUAACGUACAAAAUAGUGGAAAUUAUAUAACAAUAAUUCCAGUUGAUUAUUCUCGCAGGGGGUAUCCCAUGCAAGCUGAAUAUCAAUACAAUGAAUUUAGAUCUCGAGAAGAGUAUUAUAGUGUCCAGAGUCAGAAGCUUCAAGCAGAAGUGAACGCGCACUUGUACUCAGUGUCACAGAGACUGCCGCACUUGUCGUACAGUCCUUUGGGGCGGCAUAAUGAGUGGGAUAAACAUGACCCGCAUAAACCACUGCAACCAGAUUCUAAAGAGAGCAACAGUUCGGAUUCGCUUGAGAAGAGUGUUAUGGGGUCCAACCUUAGCAGUUGUUCCAAUCAGACAGGAUCGAGUAGCAUAGCAGCGGGUUCCUUCAGUACUACGGAACCAAUUACCAGUGGAGGCAGUUCGUCCAGCGCGAUAUCACCGCCGUUACCAGGUUCAUCAGGCAGCACAGCUUCAUCUUCCACCGUCUCUUCAAACCCUGUGACUUGCAUUUACUUGAUGUCUCGAACAGCCGUCAUGAUAGAGAUGAGUUCUGAAGAAGUACCGACUUGUGUGACAGCCUCCAGAUUCCUUAAUGCGUUGUUGGCGACUGAAGAACUAGGCCUUUCUCAGCCAAGUACAAGGAGUUUAGCUGCCAAUGUGUUCGCAUUAUGGAUGUGUAGUCCGCUGUUAGAAAUCCAAUUGAAGCCCCACCACUGUCCUUGGAAGUUUUGGGCCAACUGGCAAAAACUGGUGAAUCGUUACGGUCACGGCUCCGAGUCGAGGCGAGGUCGUGACCAACCCGUGUUGAGGCUACAGAGAAACGUUUUCUUUCCGAAACUUCUGGAAGAGGGCAUCAAGGAUUCUCGCAUUCAAGAAUUACUGUACGAAGAAGCUCGGCACAACGUGGUAACAGGACGAUAUCCUCUCGAGAGCGCCCAGGCUGUCAUGCUCGGUGGUCUUCAGGCCAGAAUACAGCUGGGUCCUUACGACCCACACCGUCAUACAGCGAAGUUCUUCAGGGCCCAACAAGACAAGUACCUGCCUGUGCACGCGCGGUCCGGUCGGUGGGCGUCGCUGCUGCCCGCGGGGCGCAAGGGCAGCGCCGAGGCGCGGCUGCUGGAGCAGGCGCAGCGCCCGCCCGCAGCACCGCCGCGGAAACUGCGCCACAAGUACCUGGCGCACACGCGGACACUGCCUACCUACGGAGCGGCGUUCUUCCAAGGUCAGAUCGAACAGCCGGUUCGUAGCCUGACUAGUCUGCUGACUCACGAAGACAUCCCCGUGCUGGUCGCUAUCAACUCCAACGGCGUUUACGUCAUCGAUGACACUGAGAGCACUGUUCUGCUAGGAUUACAGUAUGAAGAACUAUCCUGGGACAUAGGACUGCCAUCAGAUGACAACGAGGAUUGUCUACCGUGUUUGUUCCUCCAGUUCAUGGUUGUGGAGAACGGGCUGCGGGUUUCCAAGAUACUUCAGGUAUUCUCAAAACAAGCCAUCAUGAUGGACACAUUGAUUGAGCACUUCGCAGGAGAGUACAGAAAGAGGCUCGGCCAGGAGACUCCCAGUGAUCACGUUAAUUAUGACUAUCAUUCAGAUUCUGGCAGUAUAUCAUUGCCACCACUAUCUCGGCCAGACUCCCCACAACGGCGCCUGGCCAACAAGUUGUCGCGCCUGGCGCUCGCCACACACGACGGGCGCGGCAACUUGCUCGGCGGCGCCGGCGACUGGAACAUAGACCUGAACCAUCCGCAGCCCUCUUGGAUAUUACCUAAGCAUUAG